This is a messenger RNA of Salvia miltiorrhiza (redroot sage), 2376 nucleotides long. RefSeq lists its product as uncharacterized. The transcript is spliced from 2 exons. The record is from RefSeq and is a predicted model, not a curated record. The coding region runs from base 1 to 2166 and encodes 721 amino acids. Lineage: Eukaryota; Viridiplantae; Streptophyta; Magnoliopsida; Lamiales; Lamiaceae.
AUGCCAGAAGUAGUUUGUCUGUUAGAGAGAGAAAGUGAAAGAAAGAAACUAAGGAGUGUUAAGAUCUUGAUCGUUGCCAGCAUGUCUCUGGCGGCGGGCGGCGGCGGCGAUGACAAGAAGAGGAACGGCGGAGAGCCGAUCGACGAUAAGCUGACGUCGAGUGGCGAUGAAGGCGCCAUUACGGAUUCUGAAGAAAAUGUAGACGUUUCUGCAAUGAAAUUGAAGUGGCAUCGCUUUAAGCUAGACAACAAGAUUCCCCAAUCUGGAGCGUCUGGUUCUCAGCCUGCAGACCAGCCUACGGCUGAAGCAGCUGAAGAAGAUGAUAAGGGCGAAAUCAUCGACGACGACGUCAAGGCUGAAGAAGAUGAUAUGUCUGGUGGCGGCUCCAACAGUUAUGAUAAGACGUCUGAUGAGUCCAACUAUGAAGAGGAUGAGAUGUAUGAUAAUGACUCCAACAGUGGUGAAGAAGGAGAUGAUGAUAAUAGGGAGGAGCAGAGGGCUGAUGAAGAAGAUGAUCAUAAUGAGGAGGAGAUGUCUGGUGACCCCAACAAUAAUAAUCAAGAAGAUGAUGAGUCCAACUAUGAAGGAGAUGGGAUGUAUGAUAAUGACAACAAUGAGGAAGAAGAUGAUGAUAAUAAGGAGGAGGACAAGGCUGAUGAAGAAGAUGAUAAUGAGGAUGAAGAAGAAGAUGAUAAUAAGGCUGAAGAAGAAGAAGAUCAUAAUGAGGCUGAAGAAGAAGAAGAUCAUAAUGAGGAGGAGAUGUGUGAUGACCCCAAUAAUAAUCAAAAAAAUGAUGAGUAUGAAGAAGACGAGAUGUAUGACACCAACAAUGGUGAAGAAGAUGAUGAUAAGGAGGAGGAGAAGGCUGAUGCAGAAGAUGAUCAGAAUGAGGCUGAAGAAGAAGAUGAUAAGGAGGCUGAUGAGAUGUUUGAUGACCCCAACAAUAAUCAAGAAAAUGAUGAGUACUGGGAUGAUUAUAGGAUAUAUGAGGAAGAUGAUGAUUAUAAGGAGGAGGAGAAGGCUGAUGCAGAAGAUGACCAUAAUGAGGCUGAAGAAGAAGAUUAUAAGGAGGCUGAUGAAGAAGAGGAUCAUGAUGAGGAGGAGAAGAUGUUUGAUGACCCCAACAAUAAUCAAGAAAAUGAUGAGUACUGGGAUGAUUAUCGGAUAUAUGAGGAAGAUGAUGAUCAUAAGGAGGAGGUGAAGGCUGAUGCAGAAGAUGACCAUAAUGAGGCUGAAGAAGAAGAUGAUAAGGAGGCUGAUGAAGAAGAGGAUCAUAUUCAUGAUGAGGAGGAGAAGAUGUUUGAUGACCCCAACAAUAAUCAAGAAAAUGAUUACUGGGAUGAUUAUCGGAUAUAUGAGGAAGAUGAUGAUCAUAAGGAGGAGGAGAAGGCUGAUGCAGAAGAUGACCAUAAUGAGGCUGAAGAAGAAGAUGAUAAGGAGGCUGAUGAAGAAGAGGAUCAUGAUGAGGAGGAGAAGAUGUUUGAUGACCCCAACAAUAAUCAAGAAAAUGACGAGUACUGGGAUGAUUAUAGGAUAUAUGAGGAAGAUGAUGAUUAUAAGGAGAAGGAGAAGGCUGAUGCAGAAGAUGACCAUAAUGAGGCUGAAGAAGAAGAUGAUCAUAAUGAGGAGGAGAUGCGUGAUGAGCCCAAUCUGUACUGUGAAGAAGAUGAUAUAUAUGAUAUUGACUCCAACAAUGAUGAAGAAGAAGAGAAUAAGGAGGAGGAGAAGGCUGGUGAAGAAGAUGAUCAUGAUGAGGAGGAGAUGUGUGCUGACCCCAACAAUAAAGAAGAAAAUGAUGAGUACUACUAUGAAGAAGAUGAGCUCGAGAUGUAUGGCAAUGACUCCAACACUAAUGUUGAAGAAGAAGAUGAUAAUCAGGAGGAGGAGGAGAAGGCUGAUGAAGAAGAAGAUGAUAAAGAGGAGAAGAAGAAGGCUGCAGAAGAGGAGGAGAUUAUGUCUGGUCAAAGCUCCAUCGUCGUAGAAGAUGAUAAGGAGGAGAUCAUGUCUGGUCAUGACUCCAACACUGUGGAGGAGGCCAUGUCCAGCCACGACUCCAACGCCGUUGCAGAUGAUAAUAAGGAGGAGAAGAUCAGGAAGUCUCCUGAUUCCAACAUCACUUAUAAUGAGGAAGAUGAAAAGGCCAAGAAGAGGAAGGCUGAUAAAUAACUCCAACAUAUAUUAAUCAACAAGCCUCAUCAUAUGGAAACAAGCUUAAUACUACUGAAUUUUAGCUAGCUUAGUUACUUACACAUGGAUAUCAUUCAUGAUUCUUUGAUUGCUUACUGCUUAAUUCUUUCAUUAGUUGUUGCUAUAUGAUAUCCACUUUCUGAAACAAAUUUUCUUUUCAUUUGGUAAUAGUUUCGUGCAUUUAUUUCA